AACAUAGUAUUUGGCCAUUGUCCCCAUAGAUAGAACUUAACGCACAGUGAGUGUUGUGCAGAGGAGGAGGCGGCAGCGAUGGCGGAUUCCAAAUCCCAGGGAAGGAGGGUGAGCGUUCUGCUGCUCUGCGGGGACUACAUGGAAGACUACGAGGCGAUGGUUCCAUUUCAAGCGUUGCAGGCCUACGACGUAUCAGUCGAUGCUGUUUGCCCCGGCAGAAAGGCCGGCGAUGUUUGUCGCACCGCGGUCCACGAGCCUUUCGGUCACCAGACCUAUUCGGAGUCUCGGGGUCACAACUUCUCAUUGAACGCAACGUUCAGUGAAGUCGACCUCGACAAAUACGACGGCCUGGUGAUCCCCGGGGGACGGGCUCCGGAGUACCUUGCUAUGGAUCCAUCUGUUUUAGAUUUGGUUCGCAAGUUUUCCACUGCUGGAAAGCCGAUAGCCUCAGUAUGCCACGGUCAACUAAUUUUGGCGGCUGCGGGCAUUGUCGGUGGCCGGAGCUUAACGGCAUAUCUUCCAGUGAGGCCUGUACUGAUCGCUGCAGGUGCUCAUUGGGUGGAACCCCAGGGCAUGUCAGCCUGCAUCACAGAUGGUAAUCUUAUAACUGCAGCUACCUAUGAGGGGCAUCCCGAAUUCAUUCAAUCUUUUGUCAAGGCUCUAGGAGGUACCAUUACCGGUGGGUCAGGCAAGAGGAUCCUAUUUCUUUGUGGGGAUUACAUGGAAGACUAUGAAGUAAAAGUGCCGUUUCAGUCUCUUCAAGCCCUCGGAUGCCAUGUCGAUGCAGUCUGCCCCAAGAAGAAGAGUGGUGAAACUUGCCCAACAGCCAUUCAUGAUUUCGAAGGCGACCAGACUUACAGCGAGAAGCCUGGCCAUCAGUUUACCCUGAAUGCUAGCUUUGAAGAUGUAAACUCCUCUGGUUAUGAUGCUCUUGUAAUUCCAGGAGGCCGUGCACCUGAAUAUUUGGCAUUGGAUGAGGCGGUAAUUGCUUUAGUCCGGGGAUUCAUGGACGCAGGGAAGCCGGUUGCGUCCAUUUGCCACGGCCAGCAGAUUCUGUCAGCUGCUGGUGUUCUCAAGGGAAAGAAAUGCACUGCAUACCCUGCUGUGAAGCUCAACGUGGUACUGGGUGGGGCAACAUGGUUAGAUCCUGUGCCUAUAGGCCGCUGCUUCACCGAUGGAAACUUGGUCACUGGAGCAGCUUGGCCCGGCCAUCCAGAGUUUGUUUCUCAGCUUAUGGCAUUGCUUGGCCUCAGAGUGUGCUUCUAGAUUUGCUGUUUGAUACCAUCCGGAGUUUGUUUCUCAGCUUAUGGCUUUGCUUGGCAUCAGAGUGUGCUUCUAGAUCUGCUGUUUGAUACCAUCAGUGUAUACAUAUUGACUUCCUUUCCGAGGGUGACUUGUAAUUACCUCAAUGUGAGACUGUGGGCGACAGUUACUAUGAUAAUAUCUUUUAAAGAUGGAGUUGCGUUGCUCAAA
Punica granatum (pomegranate) is the source of this 1473-nucleotide messenger RNA. Lineage: Eukaryota; Viridiplantae; Streptophyta; Magnoliopsida; Myrtales; Lythraceae. The record is from RefSeq and is a predicted model, not a curated record.